Thermothelomyces thermophilus ATCC 42464 is the source of this 1948-nucleotide messenger RNA. RefSeq lists its product as uncharacterized. The transcript has 2 exons. The record is from RefSeq and is a predicted model, not a curated record. Gene Ontology annotation, cellular component: cytoplasm; cytosol; plasma membrane. Bases 51 to 1916 code for a protein of 621 amino acids. NCBI's taxonomy places the organism in Eukaryota, Fungi, Ascomycota, Sordariomycetes, Sordariales, Chaetomiaceae. Gene Ontology annotation, molecular function: ubiquitin protein ligase binding; protein-macromolecule adaptor activity. Gene Ontology annotation, biological process: ubiquitin-dependent endocytosis.
UGGGGUGCGAUUGCGAUUGCGGCUCGCGCUAUUCCACAUGCUGACCUGCGAUGAACAACUACAGGCUAGAGAACGACUUCAUCGUCUUCCGGGGCAGCGAACAUGAGGCCUCUCCGCAACUUCUCAAGGGCACGGUUGUGCUCUGCCUAUCCCAGCCGCUAAGAAUUGAAGACAUCCACUUGAAGCUUAUCGGAACUGCUCAUUAUGCCUGGACAGAUGCUAAGGUUACGGCGACGGGCAUAUCCACAAGCAAGGUCGAUAAGACGACCCAGAUUUACGAGCACAAAUGGCCUCCUUUCGCAGGAAUCGGCGCAGAGGACCCGACGGACAGGUCAGGCCAUCGGAUCAAGGGCGAAACGCUCCAGCCGGGAAACUACGAAUGGCCGUUUGAGAUAUUGUUAGAAGGCGACAUGGCCGAGAGCGUCGAGGGUUUGCGCGAAGCAAGCAUCACGUACAAGCUCAAGGCGACCGUGGCACGGGGCAAGUUGCUGCAUGACUUCCACGCUUACAAGCAGCUGCGCAUCAUCCGGACCCUCGAAGCAUCAGCACUCGAGUUUCUACAUGCCAUGAGCAUCGAGAACAUUUGGCCCAACAAGAUCGAUUACUCCAUCGUCAUCCCGCAGAAGGCAGUGGUCUUUGGCAGCAGCAUCCCCGUGGAAAUGCGGUUCACGCCGUUACUUAAAGGGCUCGAACUGGGCGACAUCACGAUCAAGCUGAUCGAGUUUCACGACUUCUUCAUCACGUCCGUGGGGUAUACCGCCGUCAGGGAGUACAGGAGGGAGAGGACCAUCGAUUCGUGGAUAAUCCCGGUGAAGAGAGAAGAGCACUGGCAGGACGUCAUACAAGACAGCGGCCCCGAUGGCUGGGAGGGCCAGGAGGGCUGGGUGGUCCCCGCGACCCUGAACCUGCCUAGGAAGUUAACCCAGUGUCUUCAGGACGUAAACGUCAAGGGGAUCAAGGUUAGGCACAAGUUAAAGCUCGUGGUCGCUCUCAAUAACCCCGACGGUCACGUUUCGGAGCUACGAGCGACGCUACCGGUGUCGAUAUUCAUCUCGCCUAAUAUGCCGCUCGACGAGGCCGGUAACCUCGUGCGUCAGGUUCCCACCGGAGCGCCCACAGAUGUGGACAUUGCGCCGCCUGCUUACGAGGAACAUCAGCUAGACGAGCUUUACCAAGAUAUCGACCCGGUAAACCUCCACUCACCCAUUGACGGCCGGUCAGGGGUUAGCAGCCCGCUCCGCGGUCACUCUAGGGCAACGUCGACCGAAAACCUCCCGGCUCUGCUCCAGAGCGCGCCGAUUCACCCGGAUAUGCUUGCGUCUAGGCUACACGACAUGUCCCUUGAGGAGCGGCAUCGAAAUGCGUCGUGGAACUCGAAUCUGUCAGGGGCCGGCGCGACCUCGAGGACCGAGGGCACAUCUCAUGUGGCGGAUGAAAGCCACGUUUCACCUCCGCGGUCGGCGCCUCUCACCCGGCACAACAGCGGCGACAGACCUUCGGGGUCCAAUACGCCGCCCGAGCACCUCGACUUCCCUGAUACUGCGGAGCUGAGCAAGGUACCCAGUUACCACACAGCCGUCAGGACGCCAGUCAGAGUGCAAGCUGCAGACGUGUACGCCCUUCCAGACUACGAAACCGCCCUGAGCACUCCAAGCUCGCCGCCGGGGACUCCUCGGCUGGAUGCACGUUCGCAAACGAUGCCCUACCACCUGGACGCUGUUCCCAGGGCCGCACAGGAAACGGCUGCGGCUCUAGGAUCAGCCAGGGUCCCAACGACGGUGUCGGCUCCGGUUACUGCUGCAGCUUCGAGGGAGCCCAGUCCGCACGCGACAAACCGCAGGCCGGUGAUGUCCCAUAGGCGGCAAUUCUCCUCAUCAGGUUUCCUCCACAGCCUCCGCACGCAGUCUUCUCAUUAGAGCAGAAACUAGGACGAAGACGAGACACGUCG